This is a messenger RNA of Mizuhopecten yessoensis (Yesso scallop), 588 nucleotides long. RefSeq lists its product as uncharacterized. The transcript has a single exon. NCBI's taxonomy places the organism in Eukaryota, Metazoa, Mollusca, Bivalvia, Pectinida, Pectinidae. The record is from RefSeq and is a predicted model, not a curated record. Bases 1 to 588 code for a protein of 195 amino acids. Gene Ontology annotation, molecular function: nucleic acid binding. Gene Ontology annotation, biological process: DNA integration.
AUGUUGAAAACCAUACACAGUUCGCAUCUUGGAAUCGUCAAAUGCAAGUCACGAGCAAGGGAUACGUUAUUCUGGCAAGGCAUGUCUUCUGAAGUGGAAGAUAUAGUCUCGAAAUGUUCCAUCUGUGCACAGCACUCGAACCGGAAUCCCAAAGAACCGCUGGUUGAAACAGAAGUUCCUACUAGGCCAUGGCCAAUUGUAUCGGCAGACCUUUUUGAGUAUAAGGGACAAAACUACCUCUUAUCCGUUGACCAUUACUUGACAUGGCCAGAACUGGCGAAACUCGACAACAUGAGCAGUAACAAUACUAUUCAGUAUUUGAAGAAUCAGUGUUCCAGAUAUGGAUUCAUGGACAAAUUAAUUACAGACAAUGGACCGCAAUUCGCAAGCUCGGAAUUCAACGAAUUCGCAAAACAGUAUGGGUUCCAACAUGAAACCUCGAGCCCCCAUUUUCCACAAUCUAACGGUCAAGCCGAACGCUGCGUACAAACGGUGAAUAAUCUACUUCGCAAAGCUAAUGAUCCAUACAAAGCCUUGUUGGAUUACGGAAACACAGUUAUUGAGGAAAUUAAACUUUCUCCCGCGUAA